ACCCAGGAGACAGAGGUUGCAGUGACCCAAGAUGGAGCCACUGCACUCCAACCUGGGGGACACUGUGAAACUCCAUCUCAAAGGCAUGCUGGGCAGGCCCCCAAGGCUGGCCUGACCAUCCCAAGGGGCACAGGCUCCAGUAGGCUGCCUAUCCACACUCCAGCCUUCAGGAACCCCUGGUCUUGGGCACGUAUCCUGUGGGAUGCCAUUUGGCCCCAUCUCACACUGAGGGGCUGCGAAGCAGCACAGUCCCAUAUGAGUCAUUCAUUGAACCAGGAUUUAUUGACAGCUUGUGGAGUGCCAGGGCCUCUGCCCUGAGAGCACUGGGGAGUUGAGGGUAACCUGAGAGACUCAGACCGCUUUAGGAAACGAAAUCCACCCUAACCACACUUAGCGAGUCACCCUGGCUAGGACAGCGCUGCCCUCCAGUUGGUCAUCUGGACUGGAUUUCCACGCAGCCAAGCACUAUGCUUCCCAGACCCUGAUCUCCGGUCUGUGCAGGCCAGGUGUCUGGAGCCAGGCCUGGUGACGGGUAUCCCCCAGGUGGGAGGAGGGGACUGUCCUGGAUAUCAGAUCUGGAGCUGAGGGGGAGGCGUGGGGUCAGGAGGGGAGGCGUCCUGAGGUUUCCCUGGCCAAGGUUGCAGACAAGGGGCGCAGACAAUCGGCGCAUUGUGAGCAGGAGCUGCAGCAUGGAGCCAGCAAGCUGCUGCGCAGAGCGCCCCGAACCUGAGCAUGCAGGGGUGAAGACCAAGCCCUGCUGUGGGAGCUGGAGAGCCAUGGGCCUGUUGCUGCUGCUGCUGGUGCUGACUGCGGGGGCUGUGGCUGGAGGGCUUCUUGGCUUUGCUCAGGGCCCUCCCAAGCCACAGCUGCAGAUGCUGCGAAUGACCCUCCCGAGCCCCCACGUGCCCAGGCCCAACCAAACCAUCCUGGUAGACGUGGCCCAGAAUGCGGCAACCAUCACAGUGACCCCACCUCAGAGCAACCACAGCUGGGUGGUGCUGUUCGACGGACAGAGCGGCUGCAUCUGUUACCGCCCUGAGGAGCACCACACCUGCUUCCUCCGCCUGAUGGGGGACAGUGAUCGGGAGACCCUGCGGCUGCUGGUGGAUACCUCCAAGGCCCAAGGGACUCAGGGCCCCAGCCAGGACACCCACCACACCCAGGAGCUGCUGGCAGUGCUGGGGAGCCACGAGGUGGACCCCACCCAGGUGGGAGCUUUGGUGCAGCACCUGUGUGCAAGGACCCCCAUCUACUGGGCCCAGCGAGUGGAGGGUGAGUUGGGGUUGCUGCAUGGGGAGGCCAGGCCCACGGAGGAGCUGGGGGCACAGCCCUUUGGGAUUCACGGCGCCCUCACCACAGGGCCCCGGAGGCAGCGGCUCAUCUAUCUCUGCAUCGACAUCUGCUUCCCAAGCAACAUCUGCGUGUCGGUCUGCUUUUAUUACCUCCCAGACUGAGCCCCUGAACUGGCCAAGCCCAGUCCCAGUCCCCAGUCCAGUGGGAUGGCCAGAUCACCCACACCAGGGAGGACAGCUGCCGGCGGGACGAAUAAACCCUUCCACCUGGC
Cebus imitator (Panamanian white-faced capuchin) is the source of this 1564-nucleotide messenger RNA. It is a transcript of the gene BRICD5, whose product is annotated as BRICHOS domain containing 5. Gene Ontology annotation, biological process: regulation of cell population proliferation. Bases 690 to 1454 code for a protein of 254 amino acids. The transcript has 5 exons. The record is from RefSeq and is a predicted model, not a curated record. NCBI's taxonomy places the organism in Eukaryota, Metazoa, Chordata, Mammalia, Primates, Cebidae.